Messenger RNA from Gossypium raimondii (Peruvian cotton), 1297 nucleotides. RefSeq names its product probable calcium-binding protein CML23. Gene Ontology annotation, molecular function: calcium ion binding. The record is from RefSeq and is a predicted model, not a curated record. Lineage: Eukaryota; Viridiplantae; Streptophyta; Magnoliopsida; Malvales; Malvaceae. The coding region runs from base 531 to 1145 and encodes 204 amino acids. The transcript has a single exon.
UGGAGGAAAGCAUCAACUACCAUGAUUUGUCGUUGUAUAAAGUGUAAAGAGUUUGGGAUAAGAACUCGAAAAUGUUGAAACUAGUUGCUUGGCUUCCUUCCAAAGAGCUGAAGGCAAAGCUGCGGCGGAUCUAAAAGCCAAAGACGAGCAUAGUUAUGCCGGCCCCCAUUCGGUAGCUGCUUGUUUUUUAUCAAUUCAGCUGGCAUCCACCAGACAAAAGAGACUCAAUCAACAAUACCACUACGUUAAAAAGACUUCGUCAAAAUUUUGAUUCUCCAUUACUACCCUUCUCCCUAUCCGUUUCACAAGGUUGAAAAUGACGGGGAAUAUCCCUUCUCAAUAGGGGUUAUUUGGUCUUUUCCCAAAGGUAUUGUCCCCAUAAAAAUUAUUGCUAGUUGACAAAUUACUAAGUUUCUUGAAAAGAGCCAUAACUUCCCGUUUUCAGCUUUCUACCAUCGAAGAUUGCAAACAGCCACCAUUCCUAGCAAGACAAGUACCAUUCUUUUUACGAGCUUUCCUUUCAUUGGAUUAUGCUAAGUUCUUGCAAAACCUGUUGGAUCUCUCUGUUUAAGAGAGUUCAACUGUUCCUUCACGUCGACCGGUGCAAUAGAAGAUCAAAGCAUCGCCGGUUACCAUCGAGUUGCGAUGUGAUAACAUCGUCCUUUGCUACCAUGGAACUGUCAAAUCAGUUUAAACAAGUCUUCAAAGUGAUGGACGCAAAUGGCGAUGGGAAGAUAUCUUCAUUGGAGCUUAGACAAGUGCUUUUACGCCUCGGACAUGAAAAAUCCACGGCCUCCAAAGCAGCGGAAGGUAUGAUCAGAGAAAUGGAUUUCAACGGCGACGGUUUCAUCAAUUUGGAUGAGUUCAUGCACGCGGUUGUCAACACCACCAGCGACGGAGCAAUUUCUAGCUGCAGCAGCGGCGAGGACGAUCAUUUAAUGGACGCUUUUCUCAUCUUCGAUAAAGAUAAAAACGGAUUCAUCUCGGCCAAAGAAUUGCGCAAUGUUUUGAUUAGCCUAGGGUUCAACAAGUGCAGUCUUAAACAGUGUAAGCGCAUGAUUAGAGGCGUCGAUAAGGAUGGAGAUGGAUUUGUGGACUUCAAAGAAUUUCGAUUAAUGAUGAGCGCCGCAGAACGCAGCAGCUGAAACAUGUUGCAGAAAAAGUCAAAUAAAACGCGUAAUCGUUGAAUAUUCUCGUUUCUCAGGUACUCAUAAUAAUUCUUUUUUAGUUUUCCCAUAUUCUGUCUGUCUAGAACCUUUUAUCAUUUGAAACUCAAUCUAAAUCUCUAAUUUAAUCA